This is a messenger RNA of Staurois parvus, 1503 nucleotides long. Lineage: Eukaryota; Metazoa; Chordata; Amphibia; Anura; Ranidae. The record is from the annotation of a GenBank genome assembly.
AUGAGGAGAUACCUGAGCGAGCACUACAAGGAGGCGAGGAGAGGCAUCAAUGAGCUCAUUCCCGCCAUUUCUAGCAAUCUGUUCAAUCCAAGUGCCAUCUUUGCUAACAAUGAGAUGAGUCUUGCUGACAUUGAAAUUUAUGGCUUUGAUUACGACUACACACUAGCCUUUUACUCUAAAGAUCUUCACACCUUGAUUUUCAAUACUGCUAGAGAUCUACUAAUCAACGAGCAUCGGUAUCCAAAUGAAAUUCAAAAAAUAUGAAUACAAUCCAAACUUUGCAAUUCGGGGUCUACAUUAUGAUGUUCAUAAGGCACUAUUGAUGAAGAUUGAUUCUUUUCAUUACAUUCAACUUGGAACAGUGUAUCGAGGAUUUGAUGUUGUGCAAGAUUCAGAAGUUAUUGAAAUGUACCAAGGUUCCCAUGUACCGUUGGAGCAGAUGAGCGAUUUCUAUGGAAAGAGUUCUGAAGGCAACACAUUGAAGCAAUUCAUGGACAUAUUCUCAUUGCCAGAGAUGACUCUUCUCUCCUGUGUCAACGACUACUUUUUCAAAAACAACAUAGAUUAUGAACCAGUUCAUCUAUAUAAGGAUGUCAAGGAUGCAAUUAGAGAUGUCCAUGUGAAAGGGCUAAUGUACAGAGCAGUGGAGGCUGACAUUGAAAGGUACAUUCGCUAUGGGGAGAGAACGCGAGCGGUGUUGGCAAAACUGGCAAACAAUGGCAAAAAGAUGUUCCUUAUAACGAAUAGUCCCAGCAGCUUUGUCGACAAAGGAAUGCACUUUAUUGUUGGAAAAGAUUGGAGAGAUCUUUUUGAUGUUGUUAUAGUUCAAGCUGACAAGCCAAAUUUUUUCAAUGACAAGAGGAGACCAUUCCGUAAAGUUACUGACCGAGGGGUUCUACUAUGGGAUAAAAUUAGUCAGCUUGAAAAAGGCAAAAUCUAUAAGCAGGGAAAUUUGUUUGAAUUUCUCAAGCUUACUGGCUGGAGAGGAUCAAAAGUGUUAUACUUUGGUGAUCAUAUAUACAGUGACUUAGCGGAUUUGACAUUGAAGCAUGGGUGGAGGACAGGUGCUAUUAUUCCAGAACUGAAAUCAGAGCUCACAAUUAUGAAUACAACAGAGUAUAUUCAGACGAUGGCCUGGCUUCAGGGUUUAACUGGGUUACUUGAACGUAUGCAGGUAUACAGAGAUGCUGAGUCACAGAUGAUAUUGCAAGACUGGAUAAAAGAGAGACAAGAAAUGAGGGACAUGGCGAGGAAAAUUUUUAACCCUCGCUUUGGAAGUAUAUUCAGGACGGAUCAUAAUCCAACCUAUUUUCUGAGACGGCUGGCACGUUUUUCGCUGAUAUCUACAUGGAAUCUCUUAGCUGUUUACUGAACUAUGAUCUGCAUCACACUUUCUAUCCAAAGAGGACUCCUCUUCAACAUGAAGUUCCGAUGUGGUCCGAGCAGCAGUAUUCUGGAACAUUUGGUAUCCCAUUCUUGCAGGAAAUUGCCCAACUUAAAUGA